This is a messenger RNA of Vitis vinifera (wine grape), 2654 nucleotides long. Its product is annotated as putative leucine-rich repeat receptor-like protein kinase At2g19210. The record is from RefSeq and is a predicted model, not a curated record. Gene Ontology annotation, molecular function: protein binding; protein kinase activity; ATP binding. The transcript is spliced from 12 exons. Lineage: Eukaryota; Viridiplantae; Streptophyta; Magnoliopsida; Vitales; Vitaceae. Gene Ontology annotation, biological process: protein phosphorylation. Bases 1 to 2547 code for a protein of 848 amino acids.
AUGGGGGUCGGAUUAAUGGAGAUGUUACUGUUCUUUAUUGGUUGUUUAGCUCUUAAUACUCAUCUGGUUCAUGGGCAAGAUCAAUCAGGGUUCAUAAGCAUUGACUGUGGCAUGGCUGAGGGCACAGACUAUAACGAUGCCACAACCAGCAUCCUCUACACCUCUGACGCUCAGUUCAUCGAUACCGGAACAAAUAAGAGCAUAUCUCCAGAUUUGGAGUCUGAAAAUCUUCCCAAGUACUUGUCCAGUGUUCGAGCUUUUCCAGAAGGACUCAAAAAUUGUUACACCUUCAAACUUGUCCAAGGCAACAAGUAUUUGAUCAGGUCUGUCUUCAUGUAUGGCAACUAUGACUCCAAAAAUCAGGCCCCUGAAUUCGGACUGUAUCUCAACGCGGAUGAAUGGGACUCGGUGAAAUUGGAGAAUUCAAGUGAUGUUGUAGUCAAGGAGAUCAUACAUGUUCAGGAAACCAAUUAUUCGCAUGUUUGUCUGGUGAAUACUGGCUUGGGAACACCUUUCAUUUCAGCUUUGGAGCUAAGGCUGCUGAAUAGUACCAUAUAUAAAACUCAGUCUGCUUCAUUAGUCCUCGCCACGAGGCUUGAUAUCGGUUCCACGAGCAAUGAUACAAUCAGGUUUAAGGAUGAUGACUACGAUCGCAUAUGGAAGCCAUAUACCUCUUCUAGUUGGGAAUUAGUGAGCUUGAGGUAUGCCAGUGACCUGUUGAGCGCCAAUCCUUUUAUCCUACCACCAAGAGUGAUGACGACAGCAGUUACGCCUAAAAAUGGAAGCAGAUCCUUGGAACUGCAGUAUGAUCCAGACGAUGCUACUAAGCAAUUUUAUGUGUAUAUGCAUUUUGCUGAGGUUGAGGAGCUUGGAGAUGGUGGAUAUAGGAAUUUUACUAUAUUACUGAAUGGGGAUUUCUGGUACGGGCCUAUGUCUGUCCAGUACCUCAGUCCUGUGACUGUGUAUAGCCAAUAUACGGUAAGUGGAACUUCCCUAGAGCUUUCGUUAGUUCAGGCAAAUGAUUCCAAGUUUCCACCAAUUCUCAAUGCCGUGGAGCUUUAUUGGGUGAAGGAGUUCCUUCAGUCACCAACUGAACAAAGUGAUGGUGAGUUUGGACCUGUCUUCAAGUGGGUUGUCCGGGAAAAUAGACUCUUCACUGUCCAAUCUCGAAUCCUUACAGUACUUUUAUUUCAUUACAGAGAUUUAUCAAACAAUAGUCUAACUGGAGAAGUGCCAGAUUUUCUCAGCCAACUGCCUCUAUUGAAGACCCUAAACUUAUCAGGAAAUGAAUUCACAGGUUCAGUUCCAUCACUUCUUAUCCAAAGAUCCAAAAAUGGAUCCCUCUCUUUGAGCGUGGAUGGCAAUCCAAAUCUUUGUGUAAUGGCCUCAUGCAACAACAAGAAGAGUGUCGUUAUACCUGUAAUUGCAUCUAUUGCUGUAGUUUUAGUGCUUCUGAUCGCAUUCCUCAUCUUGUGGGGCUUAAAAAGAAGACGACAACAACGGCAAGUCCUUGAAUCCAAAGCCAAUUAUGAAGAAGAUGGAAGAUUGGAGUCAAAGAAUCUGCAAUUUACAUAUUCUGAACUUGUAAACAUUACCAACAACUUCCAAAAAGUACUUGGGAAAGGAGGAUUUGGAUCAGUUUACGGUGGCUACUUGAACGAUGGCACUCAAGUUGCUGUGAAGAUGCUAUCAGAACAAUCAGCUCAAGGGUUUAAGGAGUUCCGCUCAGAGGCUCAGCUGUUGACAAAAGUUCAUCAUCGGAACUUGGCUCCCCUAAUUGGAUACUGUAAUGAAGGACGAUACAAGGGGAUUGUGUAUGAGUAUAUGGCUAAUGGAAACUUGCGAGAACAUUUGUCAGGUGCAGGAAAGGACACUCCGGUCUUGAGUUGGGAACAAAGGCUUCAAAUAGCAGUUGAUGCAGCACAAGCAUUUGAAUAUUUACAUGAAGGUUGCAAACCACCAAUAAUCCACAGAGAUGUUAAGACUUCCAACAUUUUGUUGGAUGGAAAAUUGCAAGCAAAAGUGGCUGAUUUUGGGCUGUCCAGAUUCAUGCCAUCAGAGAGUAGAACUAUUGUAUCAACUCAAGUUGCUGGCACACCCGGCUACCUCGAUCCUGAGUACUACAUAUCGAACAAUCUGAAUGAGAAAAGCGAUGUUUACGCCUUUGGGAUAGUCCUGUUGGAGCUGGUCACUGGCCACCCUGCAAUCAUACCAGGCCAUGAGAACACACACUUAGUUGACUGGCUCAGUCCCAGGCUUGCAGGAGGGGAAAUAAGAAGCAUUGUAGACUCUAGGCUAAAUGGAGAUUUCAACCCCAACUCCGCCUGGAAACUUGUAGAGACAGCAAUGGCAUGUGUGCCCAGAAGCUCCAUACAAAGGCCAACAAUGAGUCAAGUGGUUGCGGACCUGAAGGAGUGUCUGCAGAUGGAAAUGCACCGCAACAAAAGUGCUUCACAGUCUAGAACAUAUCAAGAUACAGCAUCAAGUGCUAAUUCCAUUGAUCUGUUUGCUGUUGAGCUCGACGUCUCAAUGCCUCAUGCAAGAUAGUGAAGUUUAUAUGGACAUUGGUCUCUGGAAAAUUAAGAUUGUUGAAAAUUUUUCUGAAACAUUUCUUGGGUUCUAUCAAUAUUUGUACUUUAAUUAAAAUAGUUGAA